UAGAAUGAACUAAUGUCACAGAGAACAGCAGGUGAGAAAUAACUUCUAUGUAUUAUUUCAACUGUAAUUUUGUUCAAGAGGAUCAACAUUUCAAUUUCGAGAAAAUCUUGUUUGGAACAUUUAGAAAACAUCACAUGUGACAUCAUGGUAAGUUGAUUCAAUUUGUUUGUUUCAGUGACAAAAAGUCAUAAGUUUCCUUCCAACGACAAGUGAUCUCAAACUGCUGGCAAAAGCUAAUUUCUGUUUACCCACUUUAUUCAUAUAGUGUCCACUGAUGAGGCAGAUGUAUUAAAGUAACUAGACAAACAGCAUAAGCUUAGAUAGUUGCACCACCUCUCUCUCAUCUUGUUUUUUUAUUCUACAUGACUAUCAAAGUUUCUAAUUUAAUGAAAUAUGUAUUUAGUCUGAUCAGAAAAGAAGUAAAAUGGCAUAUUAAUGGUUACAAACAGGAAUGUGAUCAAAAAUAAAACAAGCAAUUUGAAAUCAGUGGGAGUAACGUUUCCAAAUAAACAUAUCUACGCCGAGAUUUUUGAUUAAUUUUAUUUUUAUGUAGUUUUAUAUUUACAUGAAAUGUUCAGUCGGCAAUCAUAUAAAUCCUUUUCCAAAAUUCACUCUUUCAUUCAAUCUGCACUUAAACACAAAGGGAGCAUGACAAAUAUCAUCCCUGCAUGUAAACCCUUAAUGCUGGUGUCAUGCUGUGUCUAUCACUCUUUCCUUCUCCUCUAGGCUACAAAUUGUGGGAGGAGCCCACAUCCUCCUCCUCCUCCUCCUCUUCAGGUGAGGAGUCCCAGGCCGUCCUAGGCGUCCUCUCCUCCCCCUCCUCUGACUACUUGGUUCGCUCUUUUUUGGGGGAGGGUGCCUUUGGAAAAGUCGCCAAGUGCGUAAAAGCAGCCACCAAGGAAACGGUGGCCGUGAAGAUAAUCAAGAACAGCAACUUUACAUCUGAGGCACAGAACGAGGUGGCCAUCCUUCAACAACUGAGAGCUUUUGACUCAGACAGAUUCAACUUUGUCAGAUGCAAUGAUGCUUUUAUUGACAAAGAGCACGUUUGUCUUGAGUUUGAAAUGCUGGACGUGAGUCUGAUGGAUUUCCUAGAGAAGAAACCGUCCCGCUCUCUCUCUGUGAAAGAAAUCCGCCCAAUCCUGCACCAGAUGGCCACAACCCUACAACUCCUGAGGAGCCUAGGAGUUGUACAUACAGAUCUCAAGCCAGACAACAUCAUGAUGGUGGACCGUGUAAACCAGCCACUGAAGAUUAAAAUGAUUGACUUUGGCUUGGCCUGUCAUGUCUCACAGACACAGUGGGGCUCUUACAUCCAGCCACGCUAUUACAGGUCUCCAGAGGUCAUCCUGGGAUUUCCCUACACAGUGGCCAUUGACAUGUGGUCUUUGGGCUGCAUUGCUGCGGAGCUGUUCUUGGGCUAUGUGCUGUACCCUGGCAGCUGCGAAUAUGACAUGCUAAGACAUAUGGUGCAGACUCAGGGUCAGCUACCGCAGCAACUUCUCAACGAUGGAGUCAAAACUAUCUGUUUUUUCCAGAGAAAGAGGUGCCGUGAACGUCGGUGGAGAUUAAAGACACCAUUUGAAUAUGGACAAGCCACCUGGACCGAAAGCUAUUUCACCUCCCUGGAUGAUCUGAAGAAGGUAAGGCCAGCCUGUCAUCUGUCAGAUCAGGGCACCAUGGCAGAAAUGGAAGACCGGGAGAACUUUGUGGAUUUGCUGAAGAAGAUGCUUCAUCUGGAUGUUCAUAAAAGGGUAACACCCAGCCAGCUUCUUGAGGAUCCAUUCAUCACCAUGAAUGACAUUGCAGAUAGCUACCCCAACAGCUUCUACGUGAAAUCGUGCUGUGAAACGAUGGAAGUCUGUCAGGAUCAGAGUCUGAGCUCUGAUAACAGGGACCAGCAGGCCUCCACCAGCACCACCAGAAGCGCCAGCCUGGACCAGCAUAAUGUCUCCCGCCAGGUCCCUCCUGCUUGGCACAGUCGCCAAGAGCAUCCCCUCGUACUGGGGAUCGCAUCGGCCGUCUCCAGCUGCCUCUCCAUCCACGAGGACCAGAGAUCAUCAGAACCACAGCAACUUAGCUUCUCCAUUCACGAGGAAGGGACCCGGCCAGAGCGGCAGUUGCCCAUCACCUCUGAGCAGGCUCAGUCCAGCAAGGCCAUAACUAAGCCUCAAGGGAAAAGGACAAGGGCCACUUUUAUUAGGCAGAAGAGGAGGAUGAUGAGCCUUCUUCAUGACUUCAGACAGGCUCCAACUGAAGGUCCAAUCAGCACAGCUGAAAUUAAACCACGGAGGAAACUGACAUGGGCCACUUUUAUAGCUGCACACAGCGGCAGCAGAAGUCCGGACGGCUCCUCAUCAGAGAGAAAGAGGAGGAAGAUGAACCCAGACGGUGUCCAGACACUCAAAGAGUUACCUCAAAACUCCAAAGAGGCUCCAACUGAGGCUACAUCCAGCAAGGCCAAAGCGAAGCCUCAGAGGAAAAGAAUGUGGGCCACUUUUAUAGCCUCACACAGUGGGAACAGAAGUCCAGACAGCCGCUCGCCAGAAAGGAAGAUGAGUCUGCUUUAUGACUCAAAGGAGGCUCAAAUUGAAGCUCCAUCAAGUGAGGUCAAAAUGAAACCUCGUAGGAAAAGGACGUGGGUCACAUUUGUAGCCUCACACAGUGGGAACAGAAGUCCAGACAGCUCCUCACCAGAGAGGAAGAGGAGGAAGAUGAGCCUGGAUGAGGUGGAGACACAAACAAAGAUGCUCCACAACUCUAAUCAGGCUUCAUCAAGGAAGUCCAAACGUUCAGAGAGUAACAACAAAAACCCAGACUGCGAGAUGAGAGGGAAAAGGAGAAGAAGACAAGUUCUGGAUGGGCUGCGGACGCACAAAGUAGGCUCUCAUAUGCCAACACACACACUUGAAUUCAAUAUAUUUUUAAAUCUGUUUGCCAGAAAAUGUCUUGCGAUAUGAGUAUAACAGACUCAGCAACUCUGUCUCUCCAUCUGUGAGUACAGAAGUCCACCAGAUGCAAAAAUACUCAGCAACUCUGAGGAGGCUCCAGCGACGGUGGCCCAGGACAAGUCUGAGGACAAGAAAAGUGGCUGGUAAAGAUUCGGAGAAUGGCAACAGAAGUCGAGACUGCAGCUCCCCAUAGAGGAAGAGGAUGAAGAUGAGGGUGUAGACACACACACACACAUAUAGGCCAAUGGAUGUGAGAGCAGCGCCGAAGAAGUGCUGAAGAAGCGCAGAGGGAUGACGGAGCAGACCAGAUCCACGGUGCAGGGUGACAUCAGGAGGUUUGUAGGUCAAUAGUAACGCCUGCACAGGUGGAACAAGGAUGAAACACUCAUCCAGUAUAGUUUUUAGAUGUUACCCAGAGGAGAGGAGGAGAUACUGGGAGAGUUAUUCGUGAAGAGCGCUCCCUCUUAUAAAUUUUUUACAUUUAAUUAUCAGCACCAGGUUUUUUUUUUUGCCCACUAGACACUAAACUAUCUCUGGAAGGGGGGUUCCCUCUUGUUUGGUCCUUCCCAAGGUUUCUUCCAGUCUCUACCGUUAAAGGGUUAGUUUGGGAGUUUUGCCAGAGCAGAAGCUGGGAGAAACCCAGAGCCAUGCAGCGAGCUCUGCAAUCAUUGCUGUAAAAAAUAAAAAUGUAUUAUUAAGCAUUGUUUGUUUUGUUUAUUAUGAUUGUAUAGUUUGUGUUAAUAUCCUAUGGCAACAUUGUAUUGUAUGCAGUCACGCCAAUAAAGCCAUGAGCCAAGAGAUGACGCAACUCUCUCUCUCUCUCUCUCUACGUGGCUCUGGAGAAACCGUAGCUACUAGUAGGCUUCAGCAACUAGGAGUAAAAC
Molecule: messenger RNA, 3835 nt
Organism: Siniperca chuatsi (mandarin fish)
Lineage: Eukaryota; Metazoa; Chordata; Actinopteri; Centrarchiformes; Sinipercidae
Product: homeodomain-interacting protein kinase 1-like
Exons: 16
Coding region: 693-2960 (755 amino acids)
Biological process (GO): smoothened signaling pathway; positive regulation of transcription by RNA polymerase II; peptidyl-threonine phosphorylation
Cellular component (GO): cytoplasm; PML body; nucleus
Molecular function (GO): ATP binding; transcription coactivator activity; protein serine/threonine kinase activity
Source: RefSeq, a predicted model, not a curated record